CGUAUGGGGAAGUAAAAAACGGAAAACAGCGCGCUUGUUUGAAAUGGAAAAGGCGUCUCGGUAGCUAUUGACAACAGUGUGAUUCACUCAGAAAGUGUACAUUUCGUCUUGCAAUAUUUUGUAGACAGCAAUACAUACCCUAUAUGCACGGAUAAAUAUACAGUCGUCCCUUAGGAUACGUAUGCUUGCCGUCCACAAUGAUGCUGUUCAAUGCAUGGACUUUUGACAUGUAACGUUAUCGUUCAACUUAGCCAGCUGCUAACGUUAGCUCUUCCUACUUUGCUUUGUAACGUUAGCUACUCUCUCCGACUGAGAAAGUUGUCAACACCCAAGCUCUAUGAUGGCUACUAGAGACAGCAGUCGCAUCAUGCUGCUGAAGGAAGAAGUGAGGAGUUUGUCUGAGGAGUUAGUGCAAUGCCAGGCUGACAAGGAGUUUGUGUGGUCCCUAUGGAAACGCCUCCAAGUAGCCAAUCCGGACCUGACCCAGGCCGUCAGCCUAGUGGUCGAACGAGAGAAAUGGAAAGCUGAAGCCAAGGACCGCAAGGUGCUGGAGAUCCUGCAGGCCAAAGACUACAAGAUCCAGGAGCUGGACCAGAGAGUGACAGGGCAGCAGCAGGAGAUCACCAACCUGGUCCAGAGGAAGAUGGCUGUGGACGAGGACAGAGGCCUAGUGAAGAAGGAGCUGGCAGCUCUGCGCCGCAAGCUGGGGAAUAAGAGUCAAGAACUUAAGGAUGUGAAGGAGGAGAGGGGGAGGAGAGAAGAGGCCCUGGAGGAGGAGAAGGAGGCAUUAGAGUCCUGCUGCUCUGCCCUGCGAGGCGACCUGGAGCAGGCACAGAGGCAGGAGAGGAGGCACGGAGAGGAGAAGGAGGCAUUAGAGUCCUGCUGCUCUGCCCUGCGAGGCGACCUGGAGCAGGCACAGAGGCAGGAGAGGAGACACGGAGAGGAGAGAGACUCCGCGGAUGCCAAAGUCAAGGAGAUGGAGGGUGAUCUGAGCGAUGCCCAGCGGCAGGUGGCAGACCUUCAGGACCAGUGCAGCAGCCUGGCAGACCUCCUCUCCUCCAGGCAGAAGGAGGUGGCACAGAGGGACCAACACGUCACCCAACUCGGGCGUGAGCUGCAGGAGGUGCAGGCCCUGUACAGACAGAGUAGUGAACAUGCUGCAGAGCAGGCCCAGCUCAUCCAGCAGCUAGAAGGACUCAACCUGGACACACAGAGAGUCUUACGCAACCAGGAAGAGGCUCACACUGCAGACACCACCUCUUAUCAGAAGCUCUACAACGAGCUGAGCAUAUGUUACCAGGCGCUCAAAUCCAACGAGGGCCGGCUCCGCCAGAGUCACGUCGCCCUGACAACCCAGCUGGGCCAGAAGGAACAGCAGAUUGUGCAGCUCCAAGGCCAGCUACAGCAACAACAACAACAGCAGACACACAACCAGCAGCAGCUUCCACAGACCAUGGCCCCAGCCGGUCCCCCAGCCAGGCAGACCAACUCUAAACACUUUGAGGAGCAGACUCUGUAUGACUCUCCAGAUCAGGAACUCAGUGGAGAGGAGGCCCCACCCUCAACCUGUAGCCCGGUCCCACAGGAGCCCCCGGGGCCCCCAGACACAUCGCUGGCCCUCAGCCCCUCCAGGGGCCAACACACUGGGAGACGACAGAGUGCACCGGUGCAGCUGUCUAGGUCGUUGUCCCCGGCGAGCAGCGUGGAGUCAGGAAGAGGAGUGGAGAAGAGGAUUCAUGACCUGGAGGAGCUGCUCAGACUGAAGGUACAAACCUCACUGACCUCUACACUACACUCUCUCUUUGUCUCUCUCUGUCUCUCUCUGUC
Oncorhynchus tshawytscha (Chinook salmon) is the source of this 1827-nucleotide messenger RNA. Its product is annotated as centlein. The record is from RefSeq and is a predicted model, not a curated record. NCBI's taxonomy places the organism in Eukaryota, Metazoa, Chordata, Actinopteri, Salmoniformes, Salmonidae. Gene Ontology annotation, cellular component: centrosome; centriole. Gene Ontology annotation, biological process: centriole-centriole cohesion; protein localization to organelle. The transcript is spliced from 11 exons. The annotation marks the transcript as partial.